UCGCGCGGGCCUUUCCUCUUCCGGCGCGCGAGGCGCAAGCUCCUGCCGACGUGUUCUUCCGGUUGCGAGCGGUGGCUCAGCCUGUGCGGGCGAAAUGGAGCUCGAGGCCAUGAGCAGAUACACCAGCCCCGUCAACCCGGCUGUCUUCCCUCAUCUGACCGUGGUGCUCCUGGCCAUUGGCAUGUUCUUCACUGCCUGGUUCUUCGUCUACGAGGUCACCUCCACCAAGUACACGCGGGACAUCUACAAAGAGCUCCUCAUCUCCCUGGUGGCCUCGCUCUUCAUGGGCUUUGGUGUCCUCUUCCUCCUGCUCUGGGUUGGAAUCUACGUAUGAGUGGGUACCCUGGGUGGCUUCACCGAACCCCUGCUUCUGUAAAUUAACUUUUUUACUGUUAGAAUCUCCCGCCUGCUGCUCACAAUAAAGGCAGGUGUCACAGUCC
Messenger RNA from Fukomys damarensis (Damara mole-rat), 440 nucleotides. It is a transcript of the gene Tmem258, whose product is annotated as transmembrane protein 258. Gene Ontology annotation, biological process: protein N-linked glycosylation. The record is from RefSeq and is a predicted model, not a curated record. Gene Ontology annotation, cellular component: membrane-bounded organelle. The coding region runs from base 95 to 334 and encodes 79 amino acids. NCBI's taxonomy places the organism in Eukaryota, Metazoa, Chordata, Mammalia, Rodentia, Bathyergidae. The transcript is spliced from 4 exons.